AUGUUAGACGGUGGAACAUUGGACAGCAGAACGUUAGACAGUGGAACGUUGGACAGCAGCGGAACGUUGGACAGUGGAACGUUGGACAGAGAAAUGUUGGACAGUGGAACGUUGGACAGUGGAACAACGUUGGACAGAGGAACGCUGGACAAUGGAACAUUGGACAGUGGAACGCUGGAUAGACGAACGUUGGACUGCGGAACGUUGGACAGCAGAACGUUGGACAGUGGAACGCUGAACAGUGGAACACUGGACAGUGGAACGCUGGACAUAGGAACGUUGGACAGUGGAACAUUGGACAGUGGAACUCUGGACAGGGGAACGUUGGACAGAGGAAUUUUGGACAGAGGAACGUUGGAUAGUGGAACGUUGGACAGAGGAACGUUGGACUACAGAACGCUGGAUAGUGGAACGUUGGACAGAGGAAUGUUGGACAGGAGAACGUUGGACAGAGGAAUGUUGGACAGUGGAACGUUGGACAGUGGAACGUCGGACUGCAGAACUUUGGACUGUGGAACAUCAAAAGUUUAA
Macrobrachium nipponense is the source of this 531-nucleotide messenger RNA. Its product is annotated as protein SON-like. The record is from RefSeq and is a predicted model, not a curated record. The transcript is spliced from 2 exons. Lineage: Eukaryota; Metazoa; Arthropoda; Malacostraca; Decapoda; Palaemonidae. The coding region runs from base 1 to 531 and encodes 176 amino acids.